Molecule: messenger RNA, 789 nt
Organism: Guillardia theta CCMP2712
Lineage: Eukaryota; Cryptophyceae; Pyrenomonadales; Geminigeraceae
Exons: 1
Source: RefSeq, a predicted model, not a curated record
GCAAACAAAGCAACAGCAACCAAAACCAACAACCCUUCCAAAAUCCCGCUGCUUCCCUCUCCCAAACUCUUUCACUCUCGUCCCUCCUUUGCUUUCGUCCCAUAUCUCUGUCUCUCCCUCAAACUUCCUUUCUAUCCUAACCGACAAGAGCUGUCAGAAAGGUUCCUCAUUUCCUGUGCAGCACAGCAAACUCUAUCUCAGAAACGUCAUGGUGGACUCCAUCAGAGUUGCUCCUUGGCAAAUGCCAGUGAUGCCAUCUUCCAAGAAAUCCUACCAAUUCGAAGCAGACACAACCAGUGACGACGGCGAUUUCAUGGAACAGAUCAAGGAUCUGAUGUUUGAAGAAGAAUGCCAAGUAGCAAUUUCUCUGGAAUCGCCUUUGAAGAUCUUGCGGACUAACGACGAAUGGCUCAAGAAAUUUGGAUACUCCCGAUCAACCAUUACCAGCCGAACACUGCGAAUUGUGCAAGGACCAUACACGCAUACAGCUAAUUUGCAUCAAUUGUUAAUGAAGGCCUCGACGGAGAAAUCAGCCGAAGCUCACUUGACGCUGUAUUCCAGCGAUGGAACACCAAUGCUGUUGAGGACAGUGGCACGGGUUCAUAAUUUUCGGUCGCAACAAGUGUGCGUUCUCGAGAUGUUUAACUCGGAGGCCAUGACGAUAUCAGAAGCGAUGAAAGAUGAAAACGUUGCGAAAGGGCUGAUGUGCACAUCAAGACCAAGGAGGUUCACUUUUGCAAGCUCACAAUUCUCGAGGCUGUUUGGCUUCACGGAGCAGCAGUCACAGAA